AUGCAGAUCUUUGUGAAGACCCUGACUGGCAAGACCAUCACCCUUGAGGUUGAGCCCAGUGACACCAUUGAAAAUGUGAAGGCAAAAAUCCAGGACAAAGAAGGCAUUCCCCCUGACCAGCAGAGGCUGAUCUUCGCUGGUAAACAGCUUGAAGAUGGUCGCACCCUGUCUGACUACAACAUCCAGAAGGAAUCCACCCUCCAUCUUACCCUGACUGGCAAGACCAUCACUCUUGAGGUUGAGCCCAGUGACACCAUUGAGAAUGUGAAGCUGGAAGAUGGACGCACCCUGUCUGACUACAACAUCCAGAAGGAAUCCACCCUUCAUCUCGUGCUGCGUCUGAGAGGUGGCAUGCAGAUCUUUGUGAAGACCCUGACUGGUAAGACCAUCACUCUUGAGGUUGAGCCCAGUGACACCAUUGAGAAUGUGAAGGCAAAAAUCCAGGACAAAGAAGGCAUUCCCCCUGACCAGCAGAGGCUGAUCUUCGCUGGUAAACAGCUUGAAGAUGGUCGCACCCUGUCUGACUACAACAUCCAGAAGGAAUCCACCCUCCAUCUUGUGCUGCGUCUCAGAGGUGGCAUGCAGAUCUUCGUGAAGACCCUGACUGGCAAGACCAUCACUCUUGAGGUUGAGCCCAGUGACACCAUUGAGAAUGUGAAGGCCAAGAUCCAGGACAAAGAAGGCAUUCCCCCUGACCAGCAGAGGCUGAUCUUUGCUGGCAAGCAGCUGGAGGAUGGUCGUACCCUGUCCGACUACAACAUCCAGAAGGAAUCCACCCUCCAUCUUGUGCUGCGCCUGAGGGGUGGCUGUUAAGUUACUGUGCACCUUGCUUAAUAAUGGGAUUGCCAAUAGCACUUGUGUUUGCACUGUAGUUCUGUGAUGUCUUAAGUUAAAUGCAGGGUUAAAGCAAGCUGAAAUAACUGCUGAACAACUGAAAUGCUAAUAAAGUUUUCUGUUGCACAUUACAACUUGUCUGUCUCAGUUCAAGCUAGUAAAACUGGUGUAUUUAAGUGACAUGCUUACCCUGGCUUUCUUCCAUUGCAGUUAAAGCCUCUUUGCAUGCUUAAUGAGGCCCAUGUGGAUGAAACAGAUCUGGAUUAAAGUCUUAAUUCAAGCACUAAUAA
Messenger RNA from Nestor notabilis (Kea), 1124 nucleotides. Its product is annotated as polyubiquitin-B. The coding region runs from base 1 to 813 and encodes 270 amino acids. Gene Ontology annotation, cellular component: cytoplasm; nucleus. NCBI's taxonomy places the organism in Eukaryota, Metazoa, Chordata, Aves, Psittaciformes, Psittacidae. Gene Ontology annotation, biological process: modification-dependent protein catabolic process; protein ubiquitination. The transcript has 3 exons. Gene Ontology annotation, molecular function: protein tag activity; ubiquitin protein ligase binding. The record is from RefSeq and is a predicted model, not a curated record.